Molecule: messenger RNA, 1446 nt
Organism: Psammomys obesus (fat sand rat)
Lineage: Eukaryota; Metazoa; Chordata; Mammalia; Rodentia; Muridae
Gene: Hyal4
Product: hyaluronidase 4
Exons: 3
Coding region: 1-1446 (481 amino acids)
Biological process (GO): hyaluronan catabolic process; carbohydrate metabolic process
Molecular function (GO): hyalurononglucosaminidase activity
Source: RefSeq, a predicted model, not a curated record
AUGAAACUAUUAUCUGAAGGACAUUUAAGACUCUGUGUUGUUCAACCAGUACACAUUACAUCAGGGCUUCUCGUAUUUUUUAUCCUGAAGUCUAUCUCAUCUCUAAAACCUGCUCGACUUCCAGUUUACCAAAGGAAACCUUUUAUAGCUGCUUGGAAUGCCCCAACAGAACUGUGUUUGAUGAAAUAUAAUUUCACACUGAAUUUAAAAGUGUUUCAGAUGAUUGGAAGCCCUCGGCUCAAAGACAGGGGACAAAAUGUUACUAUAUUUUACAUCAACAAGUUGGGGUAUUACCCGUGGUAUACAUCAGGAGGGAUCCCCGUCAAUGGGGGUCUUCCCCAAAACACAAGCUUACAAGCACACCUGGAAAAAGCUGCCCAGGACAUUAAUUACUACAUCCCAGCUGAGAAUUUCAGUGGACUUGCUGUCAUAGAUUGGGAAUACUGGCGCCCACAGUGGGCCCGGAACUGGAACAUGAAGGAUAUCUACAGACAGCAGUCAAGGAAACUUAUUUCUGAAAUGAAAGCGAACAUGUCAGCUGCUGAUACUGAGCAUUUAGCCAAAGCAACUUUUGAGAAAAGUGCAAAAGCUUUCAUGGAGGAAACUAUCAAAUUAGGAAUUAAGAGCCGACCCAAGGGCCUUUGGGGUUAUUAUUUAUAUCCUGACUGCCACAAUUAUAAUUUGUAUGCCGCAAAUUACAGUGGGUCAUGUCCAGAAGAGGAAGUUUUAAGGAACAACGAUCUCUUCUGGCUUUGGAACAGCAGCACUGCCCUGUAUCCUGCUGUUGGUGUCAAGAAAUCCUUCAGAGACACUGACAAUACUUUGCACUUCUCACAAUUUCGGGUCCGUGAAUCAAUGAGAAUCUCCACCAUGACAUCACGUAAUUAUGCUCUUCCUGUAUUCAUCUAUACGCGGCUGAGCUACAAAGAGGAGCCUUUACUUUUUCUUUCUAAGCAAGAUCUAAUUAAUACCAUAGGAGAAAGUGCUUCGUUGGGAGCUGCAGGCAUUGUUAUUUGGGGAGACAUGAAUUUAACUUCAUCUGAGGAGAACUGCACAAAGGUGAACCGCUUUGUGAACUCUGACUUGGGGAGCUACAUCAUCAAUGUGAGCAGAGCAGCGGAGCUGUGCAGCCAUCACCUUUGCAAGAAUAAUGGGAGGUGCAUACGCAAGACAUGGACAGCACCUCACUACCUCCAUUUGAACCCUGCGAGUUACCACAUAGAGGCCUCUGAGGAUGGAGAAUUCAUCGUGAAGGGAAGAGCGUCAGAGGCAGACCUCGCUGUGAUGGCAGAGAAUUUUCUUUGUCACUGUUAUGAGGGCCAUGAAGGGCCCGACUGUAGAGAAAUGAAAGAGGUCAGUGGCCACUCUGGGGUGUCCUUUUACUCCAGGUCAGUAAUAGCACUGUGUCUGCUAAUUCUAGCAGGUUAUCAAAGCAUUCAGUUGUGA